This is a messenger RNA of Geodia barretti, 717 nucleotides long. The record is from the annotation of a GenBank genome assembly. NCBI's taxonomy places the organism in Eukaryota, Metazoa, Porifera, Demospongiae, Tetractinellida, Geodiidae.
AUGGUAUUCAAGAUGCACACCAACGCAUCGUAUGACCCGCUGGAACAAGCCGCGGCGGCAUCGGAACUCGACCUGCCACGCGGAUUCAAGAUCCACUUCGACUUCAACGGCGGCGGCAGGACGGUUGGGGCCGUCAAACCUCUCAUCGCGGAGAUGGAGCGCGACUAUCCGAUCGUGGGGUUCAUCGAGGACGCCCUGCCCAGGGCCGACUACGACGGGUGGCGGGAGCUCAGACAUCAUACGAGUCUUACCAUCGUGCAUGGGGGCGUACCGAUAGGCGGCGGGUACCCGGAGACGGCUCACGGGGUGGCCGACGCCUACAUGAUGGGGCACUCGGUGGCCGACAUCAUGACGCGGGGCAUACUCGCGUCGAAGGCGAACGCGCAGGUGAUCUUGCAGCUCACGGGCGGCACGCUGAUGAAGGCGAUGACGCUGCAUCUGGCGGCGGUGCUGCCCAGCGCCAGCGGCCACUCGAUCAAUCUCGACGACCAGUACGAGGAGGACAUCACGACAGGAGCGCAUUCCGCUGCCGGGCGGCACGACGUACCACACGCGCGCAGAAACCCCAAUCCGCGCAUUAUGACCGGAAAGGAAGAGGGGACGAUCCGGGGCGUCGACUUCGAGCGCUGGGAGGACGACGGCAGCGAGGAGUUCGAGGCGGCGUACCAGAAGAUGAAGGCCGAGUGGGAGGCGAAGGGAGUAAGGGUCACCGACUAG